AAAAUUAGGGUUUGAGGUAUUUAUUUAAUUGGCAAAAGACGGUGUUUGGGUUUCACAGACAGACACACACUCGGUUCUGCCUUCACAAAAAAAUUAUCGAGAUCCCCUUUUUCUCCUAAGAAAAGCCAUGGCUAAGGGUCCCGGUCUCUACUCUGACAUCGGCAAGAAAGCCAGGGAUCUGCUGUUCAAGGACUACCACAGUGACCAGAAGUUCACCAUCACCACCUACUCACCCACUGGAGUUGCUAUAACAGCAUCAGGAACCAGGAAAAGUGAACUGUUUGUGGCUGAUGUCAACACCCAGUUGAAGAACAAAAACAUCACUACUGAUAUCAAAGUUGAUACAGAUUCUAAUCUCUUCACAACUAUCACUGUUAAUGAACCUGCUCCUGGUCUGAAGGCUAUUUUUAGCUUCAAAGUUCCUGACCAAAGGUCUGGAAAGGUGGAAGUUCAGUACUUGCAUGACUAUGCUGGAAUAAGCACCAGUGUUGGGUUGACAGCAAACCCAAUUGUCAACUUCUCUGGUGUUAUAGGAACUAAUGUUCUUGCUCUUGGUGCUGAUCUUUCUUUUGACACCAAAAUUGGGGAGUUAACAAAAUCCAAUGCUGGACUGAGCUUCACCAAAGAUGACUUGAUUGCCUCAUUGACUCUGAAUGACAAAGGUGAUGCUUUGAAUGCUGCAUAUUACCAUGUAGUUAACCCCUUGACCAACACUGCUGUUGGUGCUGAAGUGACCCAUAGAUUCUCAACUAAUGAGAACACUCUCACUCUUGGUACCCAACAUCAAUUGGAUCCAUUGACCACAUUGAAGGCACGUGUGAACAACUUUGGCAGGACAAGUGCUCUGAUCCAGCAUGAGUGGCGUCCCAAAUCGUUCUUUACCAUAUCUGGUGAGGUAGACACCAAGGCCAUUGAAAAGAGUGCUAAGGUUGGAUUGGGUUUGGUUCUCAAACCCUAAGAAUUUUGAUCCAUCCUGGCAAGAGCAUUGAGUAGGUGUUAGGAAGCGUAUAGUCUGUGAGACUAAAUUAUUUCCUUGAAGUUGGUUCUCUUCUUGGGUAAGAAGUGUUCAUGGAGUUUUCGUUGCAUUUGAGCAAUUCAACCUUGUAAAAAUAAAAUAGGCUUUCUAUAAACCACAUGUGACUUUUUAAAUGCCCAAAGCUUAGCAAGCCUCUUUUGUUGAAUGAGGAUUGGCACUCUUUAUUGAGGUUUUGACAUGAGAAAUUUUAUAUCUUCUGAUUUGAUUUGAUGGAUAUUUUCUGCAAUAUUCCCUUAAAUCUUCUGAUGCGACCAAUGUUUAAUUAUUGGGAUGUUUUCUGCAAUA
Molecule: messenger RNA, 1321 nt
Organism: Glycine soja
Lineage: Eukaryota; Viridiplantae; Streptophyta; Magnoliopsida; Fabales; Fabaceae
Product: outer plastidial membrane protein porin-like
Exons: 6
Coding region: 128-958 (276 amino acids)
Biological process (GO): monoatomic anion transmembrane transport
Cellular component (GO): mitochondrial outer membrane
Molecular function (GO): voltage-gated monoatomic anion channel activity
Source: RefSeq, a predicted model, not a curated record